Epithele typhae is the source of this 993-nucleotide messenger RNA. RefSeq lists its product as uncharacterized. Lineage: Eukaryota; Fungi; Basidiomycota; Agaricomycetes; Polyporales; Epitheliaceae. The record is from RefSeq and is a predicted model, not a curated record. Bases 1 to 993 code for a protein of 330 amino acids. The transcript is spliced from 2 exons.
AUGGAUCCGACCGAGGCUCGGUUCACUUUCCCCAACGACAUCAGCGCCUGCCAUCUCUGCGGCAGCGGUACCAAAGAUAAGCUCAAGCGAUGCACGGGCUGUCAGGUCGUCAUGUACUGCGGCAAGGAAUGCCAGAAGAAGGCUUGGCCAAUGCACAAGUCCGUAUGCCGUCUACGCAGUGACUCCACCAGGUCCCAGCGUACUGGCAAUAUUGGGCCAGUGUCUGUGGACGAGAGUCGCGACAGGAUCUUAAAGAAGCUAGGUUUUUCCUCUGCCGUCGAACUCGGCCAUGCGGUCAUCACCUGGGCGGACUGGCACAAGUGGGCCUUCUCCUCGUUGACGAAGGCGGCCGUGAUGCUCGAAGGCGGUCCCAACGCGAUGCGCCUCCAAACGAAGAACUCCAAGUUCGUCGUCUUCGUCAUCUCCCCGUACCGCGACACCGAGAUCGGCUCCAAUCCCGGGAACGCGUUCUACGUCCGCUCUGUCUCCGUCAACUCUUCAGAGGACUUCGACCCUGCCUCGGCGCCGAGGAGGAUAUGGGCGGGAGGGGAGGAUGCGCGCUUGAAAGACAUGAAGGUCUGGCGGGAUGGCCACUGCGAUCCAUGGUUCGCCGGACUUGUCUCGCUCAUUUUCCACGUCCAUGACGCUCUCGGCUAUGAUACCGGGAUGGUCUUCUACUCCACAUCGACCCUCUACCACUCCCCUGCGCCCCUGCCGCUGAGCGAGUUCAACGUGAACGUUUGCCGGGAUGUCAUCGGUACGAUCAAGGGUACCAUGAAGGGCGGAGCCAUUUUGCAGAUCAAGGACCAAGACGUCGUCCCUACCCCAGGUUUUCUGCAGCGCAAGAAGAGGGAUUGGCAGUGGCGCUCUCUCUUUUCCGUCCCUGGAACCUUGUUCCUGUCGUGGAACCACAUGGGGACAUUCUUGCCGUCGUUCGCAAUGAAAUCGGGACUCAAACCGCGAGCCGUCAUGGAGCACUUUGCCACUCUGUAG